This is a messenger RNA of Marchantia polymorpha subsp. ruderalis, 1790 nucleotides long. The record is from the annotation of a GenBank genome assembly. Lineage: Eukaryota; Viridiplantae; Streptophyta; Marchantiopsida; Marchantiales; Marchantiaceae.
UCCCGGGGCAGCUGAUCGAGGAGGAAAGCCCAUGACCUGCAUCGAGAUUGCAGCUGCAGGAUUGCGGGCAUCUCGAUGAGAGGCAGGAUGCCUGCUCAGACGUCUGCGCGAGCCGAUCCAACCACGGUCGAAGCUGUGAAGUGAGGAUCUGUCUGCUCCGAGCGUCUCCGGGCUCUUAAAGUAAAAUUGCUCGGAACCUUACUUGCAGUAUCGUCGCGCUCGAGCGACAGUGCAUUGCGUUCUUUCCCAGGCCGCGUACGAUACGGUGUUGUAUAAUCCACCAUACGAGACGAGGAUGAAGAGUACGCUUUUGUAAUACUCCUGAUUGGUCGAUCGUACGCUGCGACCGCGAGGAGGAGCUCGUUCUCGAACCCAGUUGGCAAAAAUUUGGUGGGAGUUUGAGAGAGGGCGAUGGAGGCGAGCGAACCUUGUGAGACGCAUGGAGGUUGGCAGGACGGUAGGACUUGUGGUGGUGAUGCGGAGGAUAAGUCAAGGGCGAAUUGGACGGGGAACUCUGGGACGAAGGUAAUCAGGAAGCGUUAUCAAUUGGUGAAAUACCACGAUCUGGCCACUUACCUGAAAAGCAAUGAGUAUAUUUUGGAUCAUUACCGCUGUGAUUGGCCUCUUCGGGAAACGGUGCUGAGCCUUUUUUCCAUCCACAACGAGACACUGAACAUCUGGACACAUCUGGUAGGAUUCUUAAUAUUCCUAGGGCUUGCGGUCUACACCGCCACUGUUUUGCCGACGCUCAUGCACUUGUCGGGAUUGACAUCAAUGAGCAGCUUUCAGAAGAAGGAAGGGGAAGUCCUGGUCUCGAUGGUCCCUCCAUCUGAAGAACUUGUCACAAGAUGGCCAUUUUUUGUGUUCCUUGGUGGCGCAAUGUGUUGUUUAAUGUUCAGCAGCACGUAUCACUUACUCAACUGCCACUCUCAGCGCCUCCACAGCAUUCUACACCGAUUAGAUCAUGCGGGAAUUGCUGUACUGAUUGCGGCCUCCUUCUUUCCUCCCAUUUACUAUUCGUUUUUUUGCUUUCCAGCCCUUCGGAGAAUGUACUUGUCUGGUGUUACUUUGAUUGCAGUGACCACAAUUAUCUUUGCUUCACUUCCAAGGUUCCGCACGCCUGAAUUCAGAAAGUACAGAGCCAUGCUGUUUUUCUGCACUGGGGCUUCCGGUGUAUUUCCUGGUGCCCACAGACUUGCAAUCUACUGGCAUGAACCUUUAGCAUUUAAGGGGUUGGAAUAUGAGAUAGCCAUGGGGCUGAUGUAUGGCGUGGGCGCAGUACUGUAUGCUGCUAGGAUACCUGAGAGGUUUAAACCUGGUCGAUUUGAUAUCGUGGGCCACAGCCACCAAAUUUUUCAUGUUCUUGUGGUGUUUGCUGCGUUAGCUCACUACAAAGCAGGGCUCAUCGACUUGCAAUGGCGAGAUGCUCACGGUUGCACUUAAGACCCUCAAACACUGGGAAAUUGUAGGUUGAAUCCAGGAAAUUUUCGGAGGUCGUUGUAGACUCUGAGCAUAACUUUCGUGUGUUAGCAUCAGCUGCAAAGAGCAGUAGAACCAUUCGACCACGCCAUGAAGAGAGUUUCUCCUCCGAUGUCAGCUUUCAUCAUGUUGAAGAUGAUACAAAUAUUUCAGCCCUUCGCUUCUCACAUAUGUAUGAAAAUCCAAUGUAGAUCUGUUGAAUAGUAGCAUCGUUUCCAGUGCAGUGCAUAUGCUAACGAUGUAGCUUUGAGUACGAAUUCACAUUGGAUCAUUCCUUUUUGUUACAGACUAAUAUUGGUUUUUACUUAAGG